AUGCCUGUGGCCUCCACCAGGACCGAGCCUGCUCCUCAGGUUUUGGACGCGAUGAGUGACAGCACAGCCAGCUCUACCACCGCCAAUGACCUGGACCUUAUCUACCUCAAAGGCAUCAUGGAGAGCCCUUUGGAGCAGGAUGAGAGCCUGAAGGCCCCGCGGCUCUCCCCGGUUCAGGAGAACAAUGUGGAGCUGCUGCAGGAGAUCCUCCGGGAACUGGACCCCUUCAAGAGCGCCUCCGACACAGUGGCCGAGCUCUCCAACAUCCUCACACAGCCACACUUCCAGUCCCUUCUGGAGACCCAUGAUUCUGUAGCGUCCCAGGCCUGUGACAGCCCGCCGCCCAGCCCAUGUGACUUUGUGGACCACGACGAGGAUGACGAGGAUGACGAUGAAUGCGACACCCACAACCACCACCCCCCUGACGCGGUCCGCAUGGUGGGAAUCCGCAAGGUGGCAGGAGAGCAUCUGGGAGUCACAUUCAAAGUAGAAAAUGGAGAAUUGGUCAUAGCUCGUAUUCUUCACGGCGGAAUGGUCGACCAGCAAGGCCUUCUGCACGUGGGAGACAUCAUCAAAGAGGUAAACGGGCGCGAGGUUGGUCCAGACCCCAGGGUGCUGCACGAGGAGCUGCAGGUUGCCAGCGGCAACAUGGUGCUGAAGAUUGUCCCGAGUUAUCAUGAGGCCAUUCCUCCUCGACAGGUGUUCUUCAAAUGUCACUAUGACUACGACCCCGCCUACGACACGCUGAUUCCCUGCAAAGAGGCAGGUCUGAGAUUCGAGACCGGAGAUAUCCUUCAGAUUGUCAACCAGGACGAUGUCAACUGGUGGCAGGCGCGUCAUGUUGAGGGAGGAAACACGGGGCUUAUUCCCAGUCAGAUGCUGGAGGAGAAGAGGAAGGCUUUUGUCAAGAACGUGGAGCUCCCUCCAGCAGGUAAUCUGUGCACUGGUGUUGGAAUAAAGAAGAAAAAGAAAAUGAUGUACGUGACCACUAAAAAUGCAGAGUUCGACAGACAUGAGAUUCUGCUGUAUGAAGAGGUGGCCAAAGUCCCACCUUUCAAGAGGAAAAGCUUGGUUCUCAUCGGUGCCCAGGGAGUAGGGAGGCGGAGACUGAAAACCAAACUUCUGCUAAGAGACCCACUUAUCUUUGGCACCAUUAUUCCUUACACGUCCAGAAAGCCUAAAAAGGGCGAGCGUGAGAGCCGGAUGUAUGCCUUCACCGGUCGUAGCAAAAUGGAGACUGACAUCAAAAAUGGGCGCUUCCUGGAGCACGGAGAGUAUGACGGAAACUUGUAUGGGAUAAAGACCGAGUCCAUCCAUGAGGUGGUGGAGGCCGGCCGCGUCUGUAUCCUGGACACCAACCCACAGUCUCUCAAAGUGCUACGGACUUCAGAGUUCCUGCCCUACGUGGUCUUCCUCCAGGCCCCAGAGUUUGAGGUGCUGAAGGCCAUGAACCAGUCGGCAGUCGAGGCCGGCGUUGUGCCCAAUACAUUAACGGAUGAAGAGCUGCGCAGAACAUGUGACCAAAGUGUCAAACUCCAAGCAGCCUUUGGUCACUACUUUGACCUGACCAUCGUCAACGACAGCCUGGACGAGACCUACCGCACCGUGAAGGCCGCGCUGGAGACCGUGUCCAAAAACCCCCAAUGGGUCCCUGUCACCUGGGUAUUCUAA
This is a messenger RNA of Knipowitschia caucasica, 1671 nucleotides long. Lineage: Eukaryota; Metazoa; Chordata; Actinopteri; Gobiiformes; Gobiidae. The record is from the annotation of a GenBank genome assembly.